Messenger RNA from Sclerotinia trifoliorum, 3158 nucleotides. Lineage: Eukaryota; Fungi; Ascomycota; Leotiomycetes; Helotiales; Sclerotiniaceae. The record is from the annotation of a GenBank genome assembly.
CCACGAAGAACCUCGACCUCUUCGUACCAACACACCAAACGAUAUUCGACGAGCCUCGAAUAUUCUGAAGAAUACCUUAAUAUCAAAUACAUACGAUCGAUUGAAGGACUUCAGUACCUCCAAUACUCCGUCUUGGACAACGCGCAAACUCUUUUGCGCAGUGUCCUAAAAAAGCCGCAAUCAUGGGUAAGCGCUCCCCCUCACUAACCCUCCGUCGACUAUCGCAACACACGAUAUUACUGUCGCUGUGGGUCCGCAAGAUGUUGUGUAUAUAAUAGCUAAUUGUGAUUGUGCCAUAGCUCCCAAGAAGAAGGAACAGCAGAAGAUGUCCCUCGGGACCUUCUUGGCCGAUGAGAGUAUAAAUGCCUACCGUCCUCACACAAUGGCUUUUACAUACUGACAUCCAUGUAGAGUUAGGAUCAUGGGCCGAUGAGAUGGAGGAUAUGCCAGUUUGUAAGUACAUUCCAUUCCUAUGUCGUUGUCUAGCCCUGCUAAUUUCUGUCUCCCAGCCGGUACGUGAUUGCAAACGAGCAAACUGGUCAUGGCCAAUUGUGCAAGGAUAAAUGAUGACUGACUAGAAUAGACUCGCGUCCUUCUGGUUAUGGCGGAAGCAGCAACGACAGACGAACCUACAGCUCUACUACUGGUACUUAUGGCAACAAUGCCGGAGGUAAGUUCCUCAUCACCUUCCUUCGAGUUACUUUCUCAAUAUAAUCUAUAUUCUAAUUGGCAAUAGGUUAUUCCGUUCGUGAGGAACUUCCCCUCCCGGAUAAGCCACCUUACACUGUCCAUCUUGGAAACCUUUCCUUCGACGCCACCAUCGGCGAUGUUAACGAAUUCUUCGUCGGCUGCGAAUGUAUCAAUGUACGCAUCAUCGAGGAUAAAAUGGAAAUGAAGCCAAAGGGUUUCGGAUAUGCAGAGUUUGGCUCUUUGGAAGGCCUCAAGUCUGCCCUGACUUUGAACGGAACUCAAUUCCAAGGACGUAACAUCAGAAUUAGCGUUGCCGAUCCACGUAAGUUUAAUGCCCUUUGCAUUUUGGCUUUUCACUAAGAUAUGCUGCAGCAAAGGAUCGCGGUGACCGUCCGGAUGUACGGGAACUUGGAGAUUGGAGCAGAAAGGGGCCAUUGCCGGAUUUGCCAGGCCGUGGCGGGGAGCGUCGCACUUCGGAUCGAGGAUAUCAAUCCAGCCGAUUUGGCGACGAAGCCGGCGAACGUAGAUCCCCUCGUGAGCCCGAAAGUGAUGGCAAAGUUCGAGACUUUGGAAACUGGGAGCGAAAAGGCCCACUUUCACCCCUUGCACAACAAGAACGUGCUCCAAGAGAAGGCGGCAGACCACGAACCAACGAUGGACCCAGGGCUGAAGGUUUCAGAGACCGCAAAGCUUCACCAGCUGCUUGGGGUGAAGCAAGAUCUCAAGGUCAAGGCUCUGGUUCGCAAGAGGGAUCCAGACCACCCAGACACGAAUUCCAGGAGCGACCCGCUGUCGAACGUGCCCCAACCGCUGCCGAUCAGGACAACCAAUGGCGUAGCAAGAUGCGGCCAGACCCACCAGCUGCGCCAGCUGCGAAGUCACCCGUUCCAUCUCGUGAAGGCAGCGAGGCACCAGCUUCACCCGCCCUUGCAUCGGCCCCAGCUGGUGGUAGACCGAGGUUGAACCUCGCAAAGCGCACCGUUCCCGAGGUCCCUGCCGACUCAUCCUCCCCAUCUGCUACAGGAGAUGCAAAGGCAAGCCCAUUUGGAGCCGCUCGUCCAAUUGACACCGCUGCCAAGGAGAAAGAAAUUGAGGAGAAGCGACAACAGGCAAUUAAAGAGAAGAAGGAUGCCGAUGAAAAGGCGAAGCAGGAAAGAGAAGCUGCCAAGGCUAAGGAAGCUGAGAAUAAUGAAAAGAAGGUUGAAGUCAUACAACAUGAGGGUGGAGAAGCGACAAAGGAAGGAGAGAUAAUUGAAACUGAGAAUGCAAAUGGUGAGGUAGUCGACGAUAAGGCUGUCAAACCAAAAGAGAUUGUAAGGGAUGCUAGAUCAAAACCGUCCGAUACUGGUGCUUGGAGACGUCCAUCUUCUGGGCCUAAACCUCCCAGGGACGACAUUCCAAGAGGACCAAGGGGUAGGGGUGAUGGUCACCAUGCCCCAAGAGGCUCAAGACACAACGAUAGUGGAAGAAACUACAGGCAAAACACAAAUGGUGGUGGACAAAAUGCAACCGCACCAGCCGAGACCCCUGCUGCUGCAACUGAAACUGCAGUUAUGGAAGAGGAUGGCUGGAGCACCGUGUCCAAACCCAAGAAAAACAAUCGUGGUGGCAAUGCAGGCCAACGUGCUAUUGCUUCUUAGAUAUCACUAUUUUGAGAGGCGUCAACGAAAUAUUGACAAACCGAGCAAGCAUUCUCGGUGCACUGAGCAUCUAGUGUCAUAACUCUGAUGCUUUUAAAUGGCAAAAAGCAUAAUUUUCUGUUCUCCAAUUCUCAAAACGAUUUCCUUUGGCGUUGGAUCUGCAUAAAUCUUUGUGUCUAGAUUUUCAUUAUUCCCAUGUUUAGCCUCACUGGCCCGGAACGAUACCAUAGCCUUGCAUCAUACGAAAAGCUUUUCUGGAAUCCACUACUCCUCCAUACUAGUAAUAUCUAGAUUGAAUAUGGAGGGCCUAUGCACAAAUGUUUCUUUGGCGCAUGGUGUUCCUGACUGACAUGUUAGACUACCUGUCAUCUCAUACACUUGGGUCUGUUCGGGUCUUUUGUGUGUUUUGCUGGUCUACUCUCCUGUUUUUCCAAAAAGUAAAUUUGGGCAUCGAAAAGUUAUCUAUUUCUGGGGAACAAUUAAUUGUCCUCGCAAUUUCCAUGUUCAUACAGCUAUUUACUUGCCGUCACUCUAUCGUCUUUCUGACUUUCGACAUAUCUGCACAUGGCAGCCGAGGGUGAUGAGAAGGAAUUGAUGAUGAUGUGGCAUGAGAUGGCUAUAAGUCUAAGAUAAUUAGAUGCUCUUUUGUGGUUUCCUUAUUGUUGCAUUUGUAGUGGUACUUUAAGAUUGAUAUUGUGCAUUAGAAUAGGAGAUGAAAGGGAGGGGAUCCAUGAAUAAGGCCAUUUAUGACGUUAAAUGUGAACAAAUAUCAAAAUUCUAACGAAAUUACCAAUCAAGCAUCUCAGAGAUUCUUGUCAGGAGCAAGUG